GUUUAGAAGUUGGCAACACUUUUACAACUUCAUCUUUCUUUUCUGUGCAACGCGUUUUUACGGAAGUAAUUCGUGAUUACAACAUACACAAUGGUUGCGGCCAAGAAACAAAAAAAGACCAUCGAGUCUAUCAACUCUCGAUUGGCUCUGGUUAUGAAAUCUGGCAAAUACUGCCUUGGCUACAAGCAAACAUUGAAGACUCUCCGUCAAGGCAAAGCCAAGCUGGUCAUCAUUGCUAAGAACGCUCCUCCUCUAAGGAAAUCAGAGAUUGAGUACUAUGCCCUCCUCGCUAAGACGGGAGUCCACCAUUACAGUGGAAACAACAUCGAGUUAGGCACAGCAUGUGGAAAGUACUACAGGGUGUGCACACUCGCUAUUACUGACCCUGGUGAUUCUGACAUCAUUACCACUCUGCCCGAGUCGCAGGUGUAGGUUAAUUUUUAAUAUAAUUUAAAAAACAAAUUGA
Molecule: messenger RNA, 466 nt
Organism: Spodoptera litura
Lineage: Eukaryota; Metazoa; Arthropoda; Insecta; Lepidoptera; Noctuidae
Gene: RpL30
Product: ribosomal protein L30
Cellular component (GO): cytosolic large ribosomal subunit
Molecular function (GO): RNA binding; structural constituent of ribosome
Source: RefSeq, a predicted model, not a curated record